Penicillium salamii is the source of this 1383-nucleotide messenger RNA. The record is from the annotation of a GenBank genome assembly. Lineage: Eukaryota; Fungi; Ascomycota; Eurotiomycetes; Eurotiales; Aspergillaceae.
AUGUCUCGUUACGACGACUACCGUUCAUCAACAGGGACCCUGGACUCUCACGAUCGUUAUGAUCGUUAUUCACGGGGUCCCCCCGUGGCCGAACGACCCCGCCAUGCCGAAGAACGCUUCGAAGACCGCUUUGAAUCCCACUUCCGUGACGAAGACCGAUAUGGCCCCCCUGCACGCGCACCGGGGAGGCUCUACGAAGAUGACCAUCUAGACCACCCCUACCCUGCCGGACCCGUUGUGGCGCAUGACCGGCGUCGACGCCGUGACGAGAGCCCCUCCUUUCGACGACCUCAACUACUUAGGCGCCAGUCCUCCUUGGACACCUUCGACCGCAUACCCCGGCGCAAGAUGGAGACCCUCGAGCCUGCUCCUCGCGCUCCUCGCGCUCCCCGCAUGCCUGCACUGCCUCGUCAUCAUCUUUCCCCCGGUCGUUAUCGUGAGCGCGAAGUGUACGAGGAUAUUAGAAUCGCUGAGCCCGACUACUACGGCGAUGAGGAGUUCAGGGACUUCCGCGAUCGAGAUAUGGUGGAACAUCGUCGUCGCUCCAGCAGCCAUGCUCGCAAACACCAUGAGAAGCCCUACCCGCGCAAGGGAAAGACCCGCGUGCCUCGUCACCUUGCCCAUGUCCACGCGAUUUUGGAUCUGGGAUACUCAUUCAAGGAAGAGGAUGAUGUCAUCGUCAUUCAGAAAGCGUUAUCCAAAGCUCAAAUCGACGAGGUGAUUAGCCUGAGCCGUGAAUUUAAUCGGCCAUCCCCCGUGGAAAGUGAGUGGCGUCGGAAUGCGCAUCCCCAUCCCCAAGGUCGACACAGGAUCCCUAAUUGGUUACAUCGCACAGCCGAAUUCAUCUCACGACCUCAUUCGCCCCCGAUGAGAGAGAUUCCCCGCGAACGGGUGACCACCGAAUACCUUCAGGUCGAGGCACCCUCUCCCCGCUCAAGCGGAGCCUUCAUAGUCGAGGCCUCGCCAUCCCGGCACCGGUCACGGUCCCGCCAUCACGGAGAUAAGCACGAGGAUUUCCUGGAGAUACCCCGAACCAGUGGAACACGUCGCCGAGCAGUCUCAGUUCACGACCCUGCGUACCACAAGCUAGCUCCGGUACAGUACAUCCAGGAGCGGGAGUCUGAUGCUGUGCGUCAGGGAUCCAUGGUCCUUGUGCGUCCUCGGGACAGCGAUACCGAUACAAGCGAGUACGUUCGUCACCUGGAAGAAGAGAUGAGACUUCUCCGCCUGGAGCGAGAUGGUGGCAUCGAAAUUACCAGACAGCGUGAAACGGAUAUCAUUGACAAUAGAGGUAACGCGCAAGAGGUCACUGAGAUCCGGCGACAGGAUCGCAAGGAACCUAACUCUCGUCUUAUGCGUGCUAUGAUGGCUACUUUGACUUGA